This is a messenger RNA of Malassezia pachydermatis, 1383 nucleotides long. Its product is annotated as mt-a70-domain-containing protein. Gene Ontology annotation, molecular function: mRNA binding. Gene Ontology annotation, cellular component: RNA N6-methyladenosine methyltransferase complex; nucleus. Lineage: Eukaryota; Fungi; Basidiomycota; Malasseziomycetes; Malasseziales; Malasseziaceae. The transcript is spliced from 3 exons. The record is from RefSeq and is a predicted model, not a curated record. Bases 1 to 1383 code for a protein of 460 amino acids.
AUGAAAGAUCGCGCCGCGUACCGUGCCGAUGUUCGUGCACGGCAUGCAGCCAUGCUCGAGGGGGUCAAGAAGGAUAUACCACAAGCUGCAUCCACCAUAAAAGCGCGAGCACAUGCGCGCUGGGGCUACGUGGAUCGUGAACGUACCUCGACAUUCCGGUCGCCCACGCAGGCCAUCCUAGGACCCAACUUUUAUCCCGAUGACCAAACGAUUCGGAAUGACUACUCCAUGCACUUUGUCGAUACAGGUCUCACGACCGUGCCUGGUGCGUGGAUUCAAAAUGUUACGCGGGAGACCCGCUUUAUAGAACACCCAAAACUACGACGUCUCUUAGAACUCAAGGCGGACUUGGUGCGGUAUACUGCCAUUCCACCCACCUAUUUCCCGAUGGACCUUCGCUCAUGGCUGACACAGCCUACGCCGUCUCUGGGCGUUUUGGAAGCCCUGCAAUACGAUGUGAUUGUGCUCGAUCCGCCGUUGACAUCGUAUGCGUGGGAUGCGCCCCAGGAUGCCUCUGCUUGCUGGUCGUGGGACGACAUUGCACGCCUUCCGAUCCCGCGCAUCGCCUCGCGUGAUAGUUUCGUGUUCUUGUGGGUCGGCAGUGGCGCGAGUGAUGGCUUGGAACGAGGCCGGGAAGUGCUGGCACAAUGGGGAUACCGACGCUGUGAGGACAUUGUAUGGGUCCAAACAACCGAUCAAACGAACCGUGUACAACCGCCUUCGUCGCUGCUUGCUCCCAGUGUGCAACAUUGUUUGAUGGGCAUACGCGGGACUGUCGUACGCAGUACCGACUCGUUCUUCGUGCACUGCAAUGUCGAUACAGACGUGCUGUUAUGGCCAGGCGAGGCAACACACGCCGGCGGUCCCAUCUCGCCCAUUCCCAAGCCGCCCGAAAUGUACUCUCUCAUUGAAAAUUUCUGCUUAGGCACACGGCGUCUGGAACUCUUCGGCACGAACCGCAAUAUCCGGCCAGGAUGGCUGACCAUCGGCCAAGAAGUCGGGCCACAGGCUCCAGGAUGGGAUGCACCAGAGAGGCUUGCCGCGAUACCGUUCCAUCCUGCGAGUUACUUGCGCUACUUUGCGUUGGAUCCACCAGGGUGUCCGUUGCAUGCGCGAGCCAAUUUGCUCCCGCAUUCCGACGAAUGCGAAGUGUUGCGUCCACGUACACCGCCGAGUCGGCAGGAUCCUAGCGAGGCAUAUACCAUCUCGUACUCGGCAUGGCAUACACGGCCGGUACGUCGUCAGCCGCCACGGAGUCAAUUGCUGGGCCAAGGCGCUGGCGGACGCGAUACGGUCAGUCGCCGAAGUGAAAGUGAGCGAUUUAGUGGGGCUCAAGCGCAAGUCCUUCAGCGUGGCCAGCAAGAGCAACGAUUCAGUACGUGA